GCUUAUUUAUGAUGGACCGGGCAGUCUCUAUCAGCCCUUUGGACAAGAUACUUCCGAGACGGCCAGUGGACCAGGUACUGCCCUUACGAUCGGAGCAAGGCAUUAUCUCGGAUGAGCUGCAACAUUAUCUGAGCCUCUACUUUGUAGGCAUUUGGUGCUCACUUGUCUCCCUUGUUGGUUACGUCACCAACAUCAUCAACAUAGUGGUUUUCAUCAGGUGCUGUAAGACUUCGUAUUUUAUCUUUUAAAGUACAAUUGAAAUGUAAGAUGGGGUAAUUGAAUAGCGGCAUUCAGUAGAGUCAAAAAGAGCGUUUGAUCUGACUAAGAUGUAACCAGCGCCAGAUGGAGAAUGUUGGAAUGAAAUGUGUGGAUUUUAUGUGCACACGACUGUGUCCUAUAUCUUGUACUAUUAGUAUUAUUCUCAGGUGUUCUUAUAUGAAGAUGAACAAGGACGAGGUUAAGACGAGGUUAUUUUGUUUUAAAGGGAGGAAAAAUUGCGCAAUUCGUCAGGCUCACUAUCUCGUCUUUUCCUAGUUUGAUCCAAUGACAAGACACGGAUGAGCAAUGGCAAGACUUUGUCAAGACGACUGGGAGAUGGGCCAGGAUGGAGUGGAUGACCAAACGCAAGACUUUUUCAAGACGACUGGGCGAUGGUCCAGGGUCCAGUGGAUGACCAAUGGCAUGACUUAGUCAAGACGACUGGGAGAUGAUCCAUGUUGCAGUGGAUGAUAGCAAUGUUUCCUGAGUCUCACUGCGAUCUUAAUGGGUUCCGCGUCGCAGUAGUUGCCGGAAUUUUUAUUGGCUGUCUGGCUGUGCGGUCAAAACAUGCCUAUUCCAAAAUUGUGGAUUGUGUUCAAUGCCCAGCAAAAACAUCUCCAACACUCCAUUAAAGAGAUGGCAUCAACAGGAUUUAUUUAAAUAAAACGUUGAACUUCAAUCAUACAAGCAACGGAAACUCUUCAAAUACCACCACAAUGUCCACGAGAAAGAUCUCUAGCUGUCUCUGGUCUUGUAGAUUUUGGCAUGUGAAUAAGCAGGAAGUAAAGGUUCGGGAAUGCCAUAAGACCACGAUUAGAACAUACCCAAAUAAGAACCAUGACGAGGACACCCAACAACGAGAAAAUACUUAUUGCCACAAGAAAUAAUCUACUUUGGAAAAGACUUCACACAUAAAUCUUGUUCUUAUUAUUAUUAUUUUUAUUGCCCCUUAGGAAAACAAAAUAGUUACAUACAUUUAACAUUUAACCAUUAAACAAAUUCAUGAAAAUUUCCCUUUCCUUGGAAUUGGAAUUUUUUUUUUUGCAUUGCAUUUACAAAUAGUUUAUAGUAUAGCGUAUAUUUAAAUCUGUGUUUACCAAUUAUGGCAAUUGAACUCAUUUCAUCGAACUUUUCAGACAAGGCCUACAAGGCAGUGCAAUCAUCUAACUAUUCUGACUCUCAAUUUAAGACAAGGCCUAUAAGACAGUGCAACCAUCUCAAUAUUAUCCCUCUCCAUUUAAGACAAGGCCUACAAGACAGUGAAACCAUCUCACUAUUAUCAGUCUUCAUUUAAGACACGUCCUGCAAGACAGUGCAACAAUCUCACUAUUAUUCCUCUCCAUUUCAGACAAGGGCUACAAGACAGUACAACCAUCUCACUAUUCUCACUCUCCAUUUCUGACUUGGGCUCAAACAUUUGUACUUUCUUCCUCGGAAUCUUCCUUGUCAUCAAAGAGAUGAACAUUUUAGUGGAGGUAAGACUGACACAUCUUCAGGUCUCUGAGUGUUACAUUCUCUUUGAUGUCACCAGAAUUGUCAACAUUUUCUCCAAUCUCAGAACAAUCUUUAGAUUAAGUAAUGUGCAAUCUGUUGAUUUCUUUAGAUUAAGUAAUGUGCAAUCUAUUGAUUUCAUUAGAUUAAGUAAUGUGGAAUCUGUUGAUUUCCUUAGAUUAAGUAAUGUGCAAUCUGUUGAUUUCAUUAGAUUAAGUAAAGUGCAAUCUGUUGAUUUUCUUUAGAUUAAGUAAUAAUAAUAAUAAUAAUAAUAAUAACGUUUAUUUGAAAAACACGCUUCAUCCACAAAAGCUCGAAGCGGGGUACAAUGUCAACCAUAUUAAAAAGAGAUAUAAAAACAAUCUAAAAUUUACCACAUUUAAAAACAGACGCAACAAUAUAAAACUACAUACGAGCAUACCCAGUCAAAGUCUUUCAUCUCGUUUCAACCAUAAGCAACACAAGCCAAUAUACAUUAACUGAAAAAGAUGGUAGAUAGCAUCACCCCAGAAGGUGUUUGCAAAAUAGAUGUGUUUUUUUAUCGGUUUUAAAUGAGUCCAGUGUUUGGCUGUUUCUGAGAGCGACUGGAAGGGCGUUCCAAAGUAAUGUGCAAUUUGUUGAUUUCAUUAGACUAACUAAUGUGCAAUCUGUUUAUUACUUUGGUUUAAUUAGUGGCGUUCAGUCUGUUGAUUAAAUUUAGUAUCAUCGAUUUAAUCAGAGUAAAUUAAACAUUUAACCAAGAUAAAUUUAAGCAAGUCCGAAACUGACAGCCAGUGAUUAGGGAUGUUGAAUCUUUAUUAAUUAAUUGAUGUGACCUUUGUUUGUAUCUGUACAAAACAUUCAAAUAUGGUAGUCAUUAAAAUCUUCUGGCCAUAUUAUUUUGAAACUUUAGAGGAUUUUUAGAUUUUUAUUGUUAUUUUUGAAUAAUGGAAACAAAACAAAUGUCAUCCCUUGAUUAUCUCCUCAGAUUGUUGACUGGCAGGACCUGAGUUAUGUCGCGUGCUGCUGGCCUAGGGCAAUGUUCAUUGACAUUUCUAUGCUCACAACUGUCUUCAUCUCCACCGAGAGGUGCCUCUGUGUCAUCCUGCCAUUUAAGGUCAAAGGUGAACUGAUUUUAAAUAUGGAACAGCCUCGAUUCCAAUACUUCAUUCAUGAUUGGUCAAAAUGGUAUUGCUGUAAAGUUUACAGUGUAAACUCUUAAUAACUGGGAGACAUUUUGUCAGGCUUGAACAUUUCGAUUAUAAAUAAUUGGACUAUAAAUAAUUGGACUAUAAAUAAUUGAAAUAACUUUAUAGCACCAGUUUUAGGGAUGUUUUCUACACAUUUUUAUAAUUCUCCAAAAAAGUCUCAUUAAAAAAAAAUAAUUGCCUUAAUUUUGAGAUUUCUAGAAAAAAAAUGCUUUAAGUGAAUUGCAUUUCUUAGAUCUGUUUUUUUUUUAUAUGCUGGAAAUGAACCAUACUUUGUAGGCAGAGCAGAGUCACAUGUUUUACAUAAAUAACGGGAAAUUAUCACAUCUAAACACACAAAAAUCUCUAAAAAAUAAUUCAAUCCCUUCUGGUAAGUUACAAUUUUGAGCCAUUGAAACAAAUUAAUCAGGUAAUUAUGAGUGUGGCUCGUUAUUGCAAUUUUUGUAAUUAGACAUUUUUGAAGUCCAUAUAAUAUGUUGUUAAAACAAUUUUCUACCUUUGCUACUAAACGACUGCAAAAUGGCUUAUCACUAAUAAUCUUAUAAAAAGUUAAAGUCAUAAUAAAAGUUAUACUAUUAUAAAUGUAACGUUUUCUAUUCCCAGGCCUUAUUACAGUUUCCAGGGCCGCCAAGAUAUUGAUCACCAUUUACCUGUUCCAAUUUUCCUGCUACAUGCCCGUCUUUGUGACCAACGGGCUGUCAUGGCAACACACCAUGAUGUACACAACGAAUCAAUCCACAAGUAACCUGAAACUAGACAUAUGGUUCGCACCAGGUCGUGUCCAGAUUGAGACCGUCAGUAACAUAUUUAACAGCAUAUCUAUCCCAACCAUCUCCUUUAUCACUGUGGUAGCCUGUACGUACGUCCUCAUCCAAGCUUUAAGGAGAUCAGCCCACUUUAGAUUACAUGCUGCAGCUUCUCAUACCUCUGCUGGAGACACUUCCCAAAGGAACGCUUUGAAAGAGAGAAAUUUGGAGAACGGAAGAGAAACAAGGCCAGCUGCAGGCCUAGAGACUUACGAGUCCAAGGACAAAGGAUAUAUUUUAUCAAGCAAAGACAGAAAGGUGGCGAAAGUGGUGACUUUUGUGGCUGUGGUUUUUAUCUUGUGCAGCAUGCCCCAGUUGAUGGUCGUUUAUGGUAGAAGGUUUCUCCCUGACCUCGACGUCAAUGGACGAUAUGAGAAUUUCAUGUGGACGGCGUUUGGGACUGGGUACAUCAUCGGUGGUAUCAAUGCUUGCAUCAAUAUGUUUAUUUAUCUCAAUUCCAGCUCUAGGUAUAAGACAGUGUUUAAUGAGAUCUUCUGUCACGGGGAUACUUAA
Messenger RNA from Lymnaea stagnalis (great pond snail), 4255 nucleotides. The record is from the annotation of a GenBank genome assembly. Lineage: Eukaryota; Metazoa; Mollusca; Gastropoda; Lymnaeidae.